Durotheca rogersii is the source of this 612-nucleotide messenger RNA. RefSeq names its product PLAC8-domain-containing protein. Lineage: Eukaryota; Fungi; Ascomycota; Sordariomycetes; Xylariales; Xylariaceae. The transcript has 3 exons. The coding region runs from base 1 to 612 and encodes 203 amino acids. The record is from RefSeq and is a predicted model, not a curated record.
AUGGAGACCCAAGAGAAGUUCCUCCACGAGCAGCCUCAACACGUCCCGCCCCAGCCGGCAUACUACCAGACGAUGGACGGACAACCGCCGGUGGGAACGCCAGUGGGAACGUACGUGCAGCCGCACCCGCAAACGCAGCCAGAGCAGAUGGCGCGAGAGCAGCACCCUCACCUGGGGCCGACCGCGUUCGGGCAGCAGGGCGGCCCGUGGCAGGCGGGGCUGUGCGAAUGCACGCCGUUCACGAGCUGCCUGCUGGCCUGGUGUCUGCCGUGCAUCCUGCUCGGGCAGACGAGCGAGCGGAUCCGGGACCCGUCGAUGCAGACGGCCGACCUGAUGAACAGCGACUGCAUGCUGCACGGCGGCAUCACCUGCCUGACGGGCUGCGGCUGGAUAUACGCCAUGCUCAAGCGGUCCGAGAUCCGCGAGCGCUACCACAUCGAGGGCGGCGGCAUGGGCGACUGCUGCACCUCCUACUGGUGCCCCUGCUGCGCCCUCAUCCAGCAGGACAACGAGGUCAAGCUGCGCCAGCGCGCCGCUACCGCCGCCCUCGGCCAGCAGCCCUACCAGUCCCAGCCGCACAUGCAGAUGCCGCCGCCCGCCCACCAGCCCUAG